AUGAACAGUACCUUUAUUCACAGUCACGAGUAGGGACCUGAGACAGGGCACACGUCUUUCAACUCGCCAUUUGUAAAGCAGCAUGAGGCAGGUGGUUGUGUUGGUGUUGUGUGCCGUGCUGGGCCUGUGUGCGGGACAGAAACCGUGCUGCACGCCUGACCAAUGGGAGGGCACGAUACAGGGGCUGCAGGGGUUCCUGGUGGACGACAAGUUAGGAACCGUGGACGGGACUGUACAGAUAUCCUACGACUUCACCAACCAGAAACUAGCACUAGUCGAGAAUCUGAACGAGACCGGGACGGGAAACAUCAUGGUCAAGGUCAUCCAGGAUUACAAGAAGGGUAAACAGUACGUCAUACGAGGCAAGUCUUGUAUGGAGUCUGUCCUGAAGGGAUUUGUAAAGCAGUGUAUACCAGACAACGCCACGAACAUCGGUUCGUUCAGUUUUGGCGGGAUGGCGCCAGGCGGGCUGGAGUGUGACGCGUUCAUGACGACAUUUGCAGGGAUGGACAACAACUACAUCAUUUCCGAUGUGACGCGGGAAGGCUGCUACCCCGUCACACAAGUCACCGUCAACCUGAUGAGGCAGCAUUCUACAGUGACGACUCAGAUUUUCACCGACAUAACGACUGGUAUAAAGGACCCCAGUGUCUUCUCUCCUCCCGAGCCACCCUGCGCUAAAAACCACCAGGUUGUUUUUGAGGACACCUCUUCGAGCUUUCAAACAGGUCGUCUAGGAGCGCCCCCUGUCUGA
This is a messenger RNA of Branchiostoma belcheri (Belcher's lancelet), 754 nucleotides long. RefSeq names its product mammalian ependymin-related protein 1-like. Gene Ontology annotation, biological process: cell-matrix adhesion. Gene Ontology annotation, cellular component: extracellular region; lysosome. The coding region runs from base 83 to 754 and encodes 223 amino acids. Lineage: Eukaryota; Metazoa; Chordata; Leptocardii; Amphioxiformes; Branchiostomatidae. The transcript has 7 exons. The record is from RefSeq and is a predicted model, not a curated record. Gene Ontology annotation, molecular function: calcium ion binding.